Oncorhynchus nerka (sockeye salmon) is the source of this 276-nucleotide messenger RNA. Its product is annotated as dedicator of cytokinesis protein 1-like. The annotation marks the transcript as partial. Gene Ontology annotation, cellular component: cytoplasm; plasma membrane. Lineage: Eukaryota; Metazoa; Chordata; Actinopteri; Salmoniformes; Salmonidae. Gene Ontology annotation, molecular function: guanyl-nucleotide exchange factor activity; small GTPase binding. Gene Ontology annotation, biological process: cell migration; small GTPase-mediated signal transduction; myoblast fusion. The transcript is spliced from 3 exons. The record is from RefSeq and is a predicted model, not a curated record.
AACGUGAUGUUCCCUGGUGCUGGAGACGAGGGCAUCUUGGAGUACAAGUCUGUCAUCUACUACCAGAUCAAACAGCCACGCUGGUUUGAAACCAUCAAGGUUGCCAUCCCCAUUGAAGACGUGAACCGAAGUCACCUGCGAUUCACCUUCCGCCACCGAUCAUCUCAAGAAUCCAAAGACAAAUCGGAGAAGAUAUUCGCCCUGUCGUUUGUGAAGCUGAUGAGGUACGAUGGGACGACCCUGAGGGACGGAGAGCACGAUCUCAUCGUAUACAAG